AUGAUCGCACAGGCAUUGGUUGUGACCCAAUUUCAGCAACCCUUAGUGAGUCUGAUACAACCGAUUUCUGGUGGUCCAGCAUCUUUCAGGAUAGCUCUGGCUGGGGUCAUCGUUGACGACAUGAUUACCAGGAUCUUGUACGGUAGUGCAUUUUCUUUGAAAGCUGAGACUUCGAAGACCGAACCUACGGAUCAGGACAGACCGAAUAAGGGAAAUGACGGAGACACUUUGAAACAGAAGGCUCAGGAGAAGUUGAAGAAGAAUCCUAGUGCGCUUGGGGAUCCUGUCUCGUUGAAGGCUGAGACGAGUGAUAACUUCGUGGUUGCCAUUCUUCUCAUCACGGCCAAACACAUCCAUUCCGCAUUCUUGCGAGCAACCAGCAACACGAUGCUGCCGACUCCACCACCUACCGAGAAGAAGGCUCAAGGCAUGUUCGCAGAGCGUCAGCGCAAAUUGAGAUAUUACGAGGAUGCGUACGGCAGACGCAAUGCAGAUGAGGGUGCAGAAGGACGGCAAGAUCUGUGCGAGUCGGAGCCGGAUAGCGAGGACGAAGUGCAGCGCGACGAGCAGCAUCGUCGUAAGACUCCAGGAAGGCAGAGCCAUGUCGACCGCAGUAGCGAGCCUGAAGAAAGCGACGAUUCUGAGAUUUCCGAAAGCGUGUAUCUCGACCGGCCACAGUACAAGAUCGCUCCAAAUGUCAACGGCAAGCGGUCUUUGACGGAGCAGGAGUACGACACGGCGAAAUCGGAUCAGCAGCGGCUGGGUAUGUUCGGCUCAGCAGCGCCUUCAGCAAGAGAGCCCCGAGGCAGGACGGCGGACUCAGAUGGGUACUUCAUGUCUGGUGGUCGUGGUCGCGGGGAUAGUCCCAUCUCGCUUGCUGGCCGCGAUAAAUAUGUGUUCAAUGAGCGUGCAGCUCCCACGGGAAAGGCAAAGCGGACUAGAGACGUCGCUGCCGUGGUUGAAGACAUCGAAGAGGCUCCCAGAAAGAGGACUCGCGUUCGGCGUCCUGCGCAUCGUCAGCUUAUCAAGGCCCAGCUCCAGGAGAAGGCUCGAGAGGAGCGAUGUGCGCGACGUGCCGCUGCGAAGGCUUCACAGUGCGAGAAAGCUGGAAAAGGUGGGAGCAUUGAGAAGAAGGAAUCGGCGAAAAAGAUCCGGGCAUGUGGGAAGGGUGGGAAGAAGAGCGGCAAGCGGGGCAGUGGCACCAUGCGCGCAGCAGUCGUGGUGAUCGACAACAGUCAUAUCAACUUCGCGGAGUACGAGCGCUUCGAGCAGUAG
Molecule: messenger RNA, 1275 nt
Organism: Pseudocercospora fijiensis CIRAD86
Lineage: Eukaryota; Fungi; Ascomycota; Dothideomycetes; Mycosphaerellales; Mycosphaerellaceae
Exons: 6
Coding region: 1-1275 (424 amino acids)
Source: RefSeq, a predicted model, not a curated record